AUGUUCAAGCAGACUGAAGACCACUGUGUUCGGACUGCGCUUUCGCACAUGGAAAAAUUCAUGCAGGGCACAGAUGGCCCGUUAAAAAGGCAGUUUGACAAGAAUUACUCAUAUGGUGAAGAGUUAACACUUGUGGCUACUAUAGUGAGAGACUCCAUGCAAAACCUACAAAACUCAGGCUUCGGAGCCCCAAAGGAGAUAGAGAAUGCCAUAUCACGCCUGAAAGACGCAGGCUCCUGUGUCCUUACCUGGCUUGUUUCCAACAAUCAUGAGUCCAACAUAGAGGCCGGACAGGGUCUUUCAGACAGCAUUCAAACGGUCAGUGCUGAGGUCUUUAAGCGUAUGGACAAUGAUUUGAAAACUGAGAUGGCAAUACUAGCCAUUGCUCCAGCCCUUUGGAUGCAGACAUGGCUGUCCAGACCUUCCGGGAGAUCAAUCCUACCAUCAAGUCUCCCAGAGCCCGGACCGAUUUUGUCCGAUUUGGUCAAGCAGAAGCAGAUUUGUGAUGCUGUCAGUAGACUCCAAAAGUCUAUACAAGACGAGGAGAGUGCCAACACCAGUAUCUUGAACCAAUUAUCUGUAGCGCAGGGUACUGCUAGUGCAACACUAGCUACUGCAUCACAAAUGAAAGCCAUGAUGAAGAAAAUGGAGAAUCCUUGUGUCACGAACUACGUCGUGACACCUCGAUUACUCCACCAACAAUGA
Messenger RNA from Tremella mesenterica DSM 1558, 705 nucleotides. RefSeq lists its product as uncharacterized. NCBI's taxonomy places the organism in Eukaryota, Fungi, Basidiomycota, Tremellomycetes, Tremellales, Tremellaceae. The record is from RefSeq and is a predicted model, not a curated record. The transcript has 2 exons. Bases 1 to 705 code for a protein of 234 amino acids.